Molecule: messenger RNA, 4485 nt
Organism: Aspergillus versicolor CBS 583.65
Lineage: Eukaryota; Fungi; Ascomycota; Eurotiomycetes; Eurotiales; Aspergillaceae
Product: sister chromatid cohesion factor PDS5
Exons: 3
Coding region: 1-4485 (1494 amino acids)
Biological process (GO): mitotic sister chromatid cohesion; DNA repair
Cellular component (GO): chromatin; nucleus
Source: RefSeq, a predicted model, not a curated record
AUGCCUGCGCGCACACGUCAAGGCCCCUCCGUGGCCACGGAGGCCGUGGAACCUGAGGAGCCUUCCGGCGCUCUUCGCCAUCUGAAAUUCAAUGAGCCGCUUUCCUGGCGCGUUGGACGCUCCGCAAUUCCGAUCGCGGACUUGCUACAGCGUCUGCAGACACUGGCGCAGGAGUUGCGCAAGUUCGAACAAGAGGAGAUUGAGAAGGAGUCUCUUAGGAAGGUCUCGCAGGAGCUGGCCGCUACUCAGCUUCUAGGGCAUAAGGAUAAGGGCGUUCGAGCCUGGGCGAUAUGCUGCAUUGUGGAUGUGUUGCGCCUCUGUGCGCCUGACGCGCCUUUUACGGCGAAUCAACUCAAGGAUAUCUUUACUUGUAUAGUGUCGUCGAUUAUUCCGUCGCUGGGCGAUCCCUCUAACCCAUAUAAUGCCCAACACAUCUACGUCUUAAAUUCCCUGGCGGAAGUCAAGAGUGUGGUUCUUAUGACUGAUUUGGAUCAUCCGGACACAUUGAUUGUUCCGCUUUUUACAAGCUGCUUCGAUAUUGUCGCAGGCUCGGCCAAGGCCUCGACCGGCGAGCCAGUCGCCAAGAACGUCGAGUACGAUAUGACCCGCCUCUUGGUGACAGUAAUCGACGAAUCACCCGUUCUUGCGCCUGAUGUGGUGGACGUUAUAGUAGCGCAGUUCUUGCGCAUCGACCCCCGUGUCUUGGAAGGGCCUGUGAGAAAGGGAAAGAAGCCCGAGACUGAGGUAGAUGAAAAACAGGAGACGCUUCUUUUGAAGGACUACCCGCCUGCUUACAACAUGGCCAAAGCGAUCUGUCAGGCUUGCCCAGAAAGAAUGACGAGCCACAUCAGCCAGUAUUUCAACAAUGUCAUCAUUGAUGCCUCCUCUGCCGGAAAGAGGAGCGGCCCUUCGAAGCAAUCCCAUCGCAAGCCAAACCUCGACGAUUCAGACGAAGAGGGUGAAGAUAUCAAGGAGCUGAGCAAAGCGCAUCGGUUAAUUCGAGAACUCUGGAGAGCGUGUCCCGACGUCCUGCAGAAUGUGGUUCCUCAAUUAGAAGCAGAGCUGUCCGCCGAGUCGAUGUCGUUGCGUUUGUUGGCAACGCAAACCAUCGGCGACCUGACAUCCGGAACUGGAGUUUCUGGGCCACCCCCUCCUCUGCCGAUGGACCCUGCUGCCUACCCGCAGGUGGCAUUGGAUGAAUACACCCGAUCAAUCCCCCAGCCGAAUGUCCUUCUUAUGCCUUUCUCCCCGAAGCCCUUCUCACAAGCACACAGCUCCGCGUAUGACAGCUUUUUGAGUCGGCGACUAGACAAGUCGGCUUCAGUGCGUGCCUCCUGGGCUACUGGUGUAGGUCGAAUCAUCCUUACAUCGGCGGGUGGUUCUGGUUUGAGUGAUAACGAGGAGCAAGCCCUUAUCACUCAUCUCGCAUCGAUGCUUCGAGACGCGGAUGAGAGGGUCCGCCUUGCAGCUGUUGAUGCAGUUGGCACAUUCGGCUUGUCUCACAUUGUGAACAAACUAGGUGUUACUGGUGGCUUUUCAACGCAAGACUCGCUGCUUUUUAUCCUUGCAGAGCGCGUCAAGGACCGGAAACCUCAAGUGCGAGAACAUGCUAUGAAGAUCUUGGCCCGAGCCUGGGCUGUCGCCUCUGGUGAGAUUGAACAAGACAAUGAACAGGUCACGUCCCUGCUAAAGGAUGGGCCUUCCAAAAUAUUUGACGCUUUCUACACCAACGACCUUGAUAUUCACGUUUGUAUCGAUCGCGUCCUUUUCGAGGUCCUUCUUCCUCUCAGCUACCCCCCGAUCAAACCCAAGCUUUCUAAAGGUGGCUCGAGCCAAUCUCAAAAGCAGAAGGACUCUCAGGCCUCCGAGCCAGAAAACGAGGCCGAUGUUGACAAGAUCCGCGUUCGUCGAAUUCUCACACUUCUACGAGGACUAGAUGAGAAGGCCAAGAAGGUAUUCUUUGCUAUGCAAGCUCGGCAGCUAUCCAUGAGGACGGCUGUCACAGUAUAUCUCCAGGCCUGUGAAGACUACAAUGGCGGCGUGAUGGAAAAGAACAAGGACCAGAUCAAGACACAACUAACUAAAAUUAUUGACACUUUGUCGAAGACAUUUCCUGAUCCAGUGAGAACAUCUGCCGACUUAUGGAAGUUCGCAAAGGUCCACGAUCGACGGGGCUACCAACUCAUUCGCUUCGCAAUGGCUGCCGUCAGUGACUAUCGCACUGUCACCAAAGCUGUUAAGGAACUUUCAAGAAGAAUACAGUCCAGCAAUAACAGCACAAUCCUGCACGAGACUCUAACGCCAUUGCUGUAUCGAUGCAGCUCCGUUGUUUUCAACCGAAGCCAUAUCCCUGCGAUCAUGAGCCUUUCGCGCUCAAACGAAAACGGGUUAGCGAAUCCCGCACAUGAGAUGCUGCGCGAAAUUUCGUCACGCAACCCCGAGGUUUUAGAGGCCCAGGUGCAAGAAAUGUGCAAAGAUCUUGAAGCACAUGCACCAAAAGCCGCCACAUUGAGCGCUGCAGGGACCGAGGAAAUACUCAAGGCCUGCUCUGGGUUCGCAAAGAAGCUCCCCUCUAGGUUACCGAAGGAGCGCAAGUUCCUCCAGGCUCUUGUCGACUAUGCUCUGCACAGUCCGUCACCUCGUGCUGCUAAACAUGCGGUACUAAUUCUCAUGGCUGUAGCUGAUAAGAAGGAGAUGUAUGCCAAAGAUCUCGUUAAGAAAUGUGUUUCCAAGUGCAGCUACAAUUCCGACAAAUUUCUAACGAAACUCGCAACGCUGUCGCAACUUAACCUUCUUGCUCCACGAGAGGCCGACGAGGAGAGCGACGCCAUCAUCAAGAUUUCUGUCAAUCAAAUCCUACUAACAAACCGAUCUCCUACACCAGACUCGGAAUAUUCAUGGUCAGAUGAAGUCAAUGAUGAGACUGCAGCCAAGGAAUGGGCACUCAAAAUCAUCGUCAAUCGUCUCCGGGCCAAAGAUGGCUCUGACAGUGACGACGACUUCCGUGCUCACGCAGGGCCUGUUUAUGACACUUUGAAUAAGCUCAUCCUCAAUUCUGGCGAGCUGUCGAAGAAGAAAGAUACACCGGCUGCCCAGAAGUCAAGACUGCGGCUUCUAGCUGCCAAUUCUUUGCUGAAGCUCUGCGGCUCACACACUCUAUGUGAACAAUUGCUCACCCCGAAAGACUUCAACGCGCUUGCGCUUGUAGCUCAAGACCCAAUUCCGGAGGUCAGAAGCGGGUUUAUUAACCAACUCAAAAAGAAACUUGUGCAGAACUCCCGGCUAGGUCAUCGGUGGUACGUCGUACCGUACUUGCUUGCAUUCGAGCCCCAGAUUGGGCUGAAAGAUAGCACUCUGACGUGGUUGCGAUCUCGGGUCGCAUUCUUCUCCCAACAAACGAAUGGCAAGAAAGGCGAGAAGCAGAUGGUUAUGGAAGCUAUGUUUUCACGUCUCCUAUCCCUUCUCGCAUACCAUCCCGAUUACCCACCGGCUGAUCUGGAUGAAUCGACAAGGUUGGACGACUUGGCAGAUUUUGCUCGUUACAUCCUCUUCUAUCUCUCUGCGGUGGCAAAUGAACAUAAUCUCUCCCUAAUAUUCCACAUCGCGCAGCGUGUGAAGCAAGCACGGGAUGGAAUUACGAACUCUGAUGAAAUAUCUACGCGCCUGCACACACUUUCUGAUCUAGCACAAGCAACAAUCCGACGGUUCGCAGACAUCUACUCCCAGCAACGCAGGUUCGGUGGGGGCGCCGGUGGUGUCAACAUCCUCCAAACAUAUCCUGGCAAGGUUGGUGUGCCUAGCUCCAUAUUUGCCCCAAUGGGAAGUCACCGUGAGGCGCAAGAAGUUGCAGACACGACUUUCCUCCCGGAAGAUGCCGACGACAGACUCGAUCGGAUUGUGCGAUCCUCCAUGCGAGCAAAGAACGGAUCAACCAGCCAGGGCGCUGCAAAGAAGCGAAAGACCGACGAGGGUAAUGGGAGCACCAACGCAACGAAGCGGGUGAAGAAGCAAAACGCACCUUCAAGUAGGCGCAAAUCAUCUUCUGCCGCCACCUCAAGGAACCCCAAGAAUAAGAAGAAAGCCGGAGAUGGUUGGUCGUCAGAUGAUGGCGAAGCGGCGGGUGAAGGUACUAGUUUGGCAGCUCGGAGACGUAGCAACAGAGGCAACCCACGAAGAGUCAGCUACGCAGACCGUGACAGCGAUGAAGAUGACAUGGAAAUGGACGAAUGGAACGAGGCUCAAGCCGAAGAUGAAGCCGAGGAAUCCGACGGAAGCGAACUGAGUGAACCCGAUAGCGAGGUGCUAAAGGAAGCCGACGGUCCCGACUCCGAAAAAGAGAACGAGCCCAAUGAUAAGCAAAACGGCGAAGAUGCAGAGCCUGAGUCCCCAGCCCCAGUCCCGAAGCCGAAAUCAACACCCAAACGCUCAGAGAAGGCACCGACGACCACAACACUUCCAACACGACGAUCCUCUCGGCGUGGUUGA